AUGUCACACCUGCAACAGGAGUCAGACGCUGGACACGAGCUACCAGUAUAUGAACAUCCGCCAGUGUACGAUGAUUUAUCUGCAUCCGAUGAGCUAUCAACCUCCGAAGAGCUGUCAGUUUCCGUAGAGCUGUCGGUAUCUGAAGAGCUGCCGGUAUCUGAAGACUCGGCAGUAACCCAAGAGCUGCCGGCAUCCGAAGAGGCAGUACCAAAACCGCCCCCUGUUUGGUUGUUAAGGUUGCUGUAUCUUAGCUGUAUCUUGGCCGUGAUCUGUGUUUGCUCUACGAUUUUCGCGGCCAUCAUGGCCGUGUUUCCUAUUAUCAUGGAAGCUCUAAAGAAUAUCUUCUCUGAGACAAAUACCUGCAAUGGCUAUACCGCUACUGAAUGGUAUCGUUCUGGUUAUGCUGCUGGUUAUGUAGACGCUCUCGCCAGUGCUUCAAAUACCAAGAAUGCCACCAUUGAGAGCCGUGAUCUAACCGACAUUCUAACCAUAGUAGACAUCCCAAGCCUCUCCACGACGGACGUCAUUUUCGAAGGAAGCAACACGGCCGAGAACGAGCUUCACACCCAGGAACAGGGAGAAGAGGAGACUCCCAUGCCAACUACCGUGGAGAUCCCAGAUAUCCCAACCAAAGACAGCCUUCUCGAAGAACGCAACACGUCCGAAAAAGAACUUCAAUUCGAGGGACUUGAAGACAUAACAACCCAAGAAAAGAAAGAGGAGAGUCUCCCACCGCCAUAUGCAAGAAAUGUCCCCCGGGAUAUAAAUGCCUCGACGCGUCAUGUGUACGUGGCUGCGACAGUACCGAGGACUGCCCGGACAGAUAUCAUUGCAAAUACGGACGAUAUGGAUACCGGUGCUUUGAGAAGACAGGUCGGCACCGGGAAUGUAUGGAGCAUGGGCAUUUUUGUCGUCGGCAUUCACAGUGCUGUACUGGGUACUGUGGAAGAAGGUCUAAGGGGGAGAUUUCCUUUGUUCGCCAAACCCUGGGGGGAUGGAUGGACAUGCUGA
This is a messenger RNA of Penicillium canescens, 1011 nucleotides long. RefSeq lists its product as uncharacterized. The record is from RefSeq and is a predicted model, not a curated record. NCBI's taxonomy places the organism in Eukaryota, Fungi, Ascomycota, Eurotiomycetes, Eurotiales, Aspergillaceae. The transcript is spliced from 2 exons. Bases 1 to 1011 code for a protein of 336 amino acids.